AAAAGGCAAUAAAAGAAAAAGUGAUAACGUAGUGUGAGAAUUGAGUUUGAGAAAAAAAGUGCAAAAAUCCCACAAAUAGAGCAUGGAAAUGGAAAUAAAGGAAAUGAAAUUUCAAGGCCCACCAAAGCCGCCACGUCUGCAUGCUCAAAGUAGUAGAACCGCCAUUAAAGAACAAUCAACGAAAAAGAAACGUUUACAAUUCCAAAGUCCCCUUCUAAUGUGUCAACAACACAACGAAAAAGAUGUCGAACAGCAACAACAACAACAACCACAAUCAUCUAAUCCAGCAUUGCCAACAAUAGUUCAUCCUCAGCCAUCACAAGUUAAGCCAUCGAUAUUAGUUCAACGUCAUGAGACACGAGUCGAUACACCAAUUGUGACACUAAAGUCGGCGACUAGACUUAGUUAUCCGCCGGAAAGUUUGAAUCAUGAAUUUAACGGAAGCAUUGAAAUGCGCGGUGAUAUAUUGACCGUGAAAUCGUGUAAUAAUUUAGCCAGUGAUAUUCCACCUAGAACUAAUAAUUUACAACAAAGUUUCGAAUCCAAAGUUGCCAAUGUUGGGGGAGUGGACCGUCUGUCUCAGGGCUGUACCAGUUUAAUGCAUGCCUGUCAGCAAGGUGAUUUUGCCGAGGUCUUAGAACAAAUUCGAUCUAAGCCAGAACGGAUACGUCUGCGUGACAGUCACUAUAAGAACGCUCUGCAUUAUUGUGCUGCUCAGAGUGUGGCGAGAACAGGCGAUCUCGUGGCUGCCGCCAGUAUUGCCGUCGCAGCUCCAGAACUGCUGGAGUCUGCCGACGAAGAUGGCUUUACACCGCUGCACUUGGCUGUUAUUCAGGGCAACUUGGCAAUGGUCAAUUUGCUUCUAGCGAACAAAGCCGAUGUGAAUGCGGUGGAUAAAGAAGGGCACUCGGUGGUGCAUUGGGCAACAGUCUGUGGUGAGGUGGCAGCCUUAAGGGCUGUCUUGGCUGCGGGUGCCAAUGUGACAACACCGGACAUUAAUGGUGGCUCUCCUCUGCAUUAUGCCGCCCAGAUGUGUGGAGCCACUUAUGAGGGUAAAUUGAGUCAAGCUAAUUCCCAUAAAUUGGCCUUGGAAAUUUUGGGUAUUCUCUUGGCUCAUCCGCAGUGCAGUGUGGAUGUGGAGGACAAAGAUGGACGUCAACCGUUGUUGUGGGCUGCCUCUGCUGGUUCGGCCAAGGCAAUUUUGGCUUUGGUUAAGGCGGGAGCAAGGGUUGAAACAGCCGAUAAGGAUGGCCUUACGGCCCUACAUUGUGCUGCCUCUCGUGGUCAUACGGAGUGUAUUGAUACGCUCAUCAGUCUCUGUGGAGCUCCCACGGAUCUCAUCGAUUCCAAUGGUUGUACAGCCUUACAUUAUGCUGUCACCUUGGGUCAUGCAGAUGCCACAUCACGUCUGCUGGACUUUGAAGCUGAUCCCAAUCGCCAAGAUCGUAAGGGUCGCACACCAGCCCAUUGUGGUUGUGCCAAAGGACAAUUCGAGACAGUGAAGCUGCUGAAGGAAAGAAAUGCCAAUUUGUGGUUGCGUAAUGCCAAGGGCGAUCUUCCGUUGCAUGAAGCUGCCGCCUCGGGGCGUCGAGAAUUGGUUGAAUGGUUGUUGGAACAAAGACCCAAGCAGGUGAAUACCACCAGCAAUGAUGGGCGAAGUUUGCUGCACAUAGCGGCAUAUAAUGAUUACACAGAUAUGUGUAAGUUGUUGAUUGACUAUGGAGCUGAUAUCAAUGCUGUAUAUCGGAAUUCCAAGGGCAUAGUCAUCACACCUUUAGAUUGUUCGCUCCAAAAGGGUCACAGGUCGACAGCAAAGUUUCUACAGUCCCAUGGCUGUUUGCCGGCUGGAAAACUUAAAUUGGCUGCCCGACGUCCAAAUCCAUUUACACAACCUCCCAUGGAGACCGUAAAGCCUUUGCAGUAUGUAGAAAAGGAAGAGAUACACGACCUUAGUAACUCCAAGAAAUAUGUUGUAUAUUUGAAACGUUCCGAAUCGGAUGGAGCCGAUGAUGGUAACUGCAGUUGUUCGGAACAAACCUAUCGUCGGGAACAGCGUUAUGCCCACAUUUGUCAUAGGCAUCGCAAAGGCAAAGGACGCCACUUGAGAAGGCGCACAAGCAGUUGUGGGGAUCCCAAGGAGUCCGAUCACGAAUGUAGUGGAAUGUGUCGCUCCAAGAGUAAUAUUGAGAUUCGGCGUCGGAAAUCACGAGAACGUUAUCUUAGCUCAAGCGAGUGGGAGGAUGACGAAGAUGACAGUGAUUCCUGUGAAAAUUGUUGUUAUCAUAAGCGGCAAAAGCAACGGGUUUUACACAAGAAACGCUCCAUAUCAAACAAGCGUUCGAAGGAUGCCAUCGAUUCAGAUGGAAAACAUGAGGGUGGGGGUAUAGAGGAGGCACAAGCAAAAGCUGCCCAAAAGUCAGGAGAUCUGGAGGUACGGGAGAGUGAUCAAAGUCCUGAAGCCCUGAUAGUACCUGAGGAUGCAGCUAAGCAAAAUACAGCUGAAGCCCGUGGCAAGGGAGAGGAACAGCCAGAGUCCACUGAACAAGUUUUUAGUCGUUCGGCCUCACCAACAAAACCUUCAGUUCCCUCCACUCCGACCACAGCAGUCAAGGAGGGUACUUUUAUUAAAACUCCGCCGGCACCGGAGGAUGAAGCUGAUACAUCUGCCCUCAUCUCCGGGGCAGAAUUUACCGAUGAUGAUGAAAAUGCCUCCAAAAGUAUUGUUACGGAAGUUCAAGUCCAUCACCCAGCAGAGGAUGAAGGAAAUACUAGUGAAAAGCCAGAGAGAAUAGCUAUCGAUGCUCAAGAAAAGGAAGAAUCAACUGAAAAGGCUCCUUUGGAAGAAGAAGUAGCCAAACAAGUUGAGGAAAUUGUGGAUACUGCCACCGCCAUAGCUGAAACUGCCACAGCACCUCCUUUGGCCCCGGAAACAUCUACGGAUGCUGAGGAACAACAAAAGGCAAUGGAAGAAAAAGCUAUUGAAGCGGAGGAAUCCCAACCCCAAGAACAAAAAGUUGGAACUACAGGCCAAACAGAUGGCGUUCAACCUCAAGAAACUUCAGAAGACCUUGGAAAGCCUUCCAAGGAAGACAUGGAAACAAAUCUAGAAACUCCUGUCCAAGCCAAUCAAUCUUCAGCUUCACCUCUUCCACAAACUUCCGCAGCCCAUGAAAUUCACGAUAUUCCACCACAGCCAGAACAACCAAACCAAGAAGAAGAAAAAGAGACCCACACAGAAGCCGCAGCUGACAAACCAAGUGAAACAACAGCUUCCAACCCCCAAACUACCUCAAAUGAUUUACCACCACAAUCCAAUGCGGCCAAUGCUGAAGAAGCUCACAAGAUCUCCUCAAAACCAAAUGAAGAAGAACGGGAAGACGAAGACCACGGUGAACGCCCCCCUCCAGUCAGGGAACAAGAAUCAAGACGUUCAUUUACCUUACUUCCAUCCGACUCAGCUGAAGAUGAACCAGCCAUAGAAGUACAAGAAGAGGCACUGAGACGUAAAUCCAGCUUCCAGGUUUUAAAAAGUGAUGAUUCCGUUAUUGAGGUAGAUGAUUCCAAUUCUGCACGCGACGAAGUGGAAAUGAGUGAUUCCACAGUUUUUAAGGUUCUCACCAGUCCCCAAACACAACUCUUCGAGGCAGAUUCGAAUCGUUCCGAAGAGGUGACCCUACAAGAUGAUGAACACGAAGAUGAAGACGAAACGCAGACUCAAAAACGUUUUCGCCCGCAAGAUGAGCCAAUCUCACCGUACGACUAUGCCACAGGACGCAAACGACGCCUCAAGAAACGUGUCAAAAGCGGUACAAAAUCACGCAGCAAUUGGCAACGCACCGAAGCAGAAGCUGCUGAAAUGCAGCAAAACACAAGAGAUCAAGAUUCAGGAUUUGAGCCCAGUCCUCGCACGUUGAAAACCAAAAUACCAACACCACGCAACAUAUACACGGCUCAUUUGCCACGUCGUCCAUUGUACACCACCCUGGAUGGACGUUCGUGCAGUAGCCGUUUGGAAAAUCGUAAAGCCGGUGACAAAGGUGCUUGUGAUAUGACAGCCGUUACGAGAUCUAUACAAAGAAAUAUCCGAAGGUAUUACAUGGAGCGUAAGAUCUUCCAGCAUCUGCUCGAAUUGAAAUCACUGCAAAUACGUUCGAAUAAACUUAACGAAGCGGUUUUGGUGAAACGCGCUGUUGACGAUUAUCACAAAUCGUGUGCAGCCUUGGGCGGCGAGACAGGCACCCGGCUGCGACGCUACAAUUUCAGUGAAUACACCUUUAAGAAUUUCGAAUUGUUCCUGUAUGAAACACUAAAGGCGCUACAAAAACCGGGAACAUACAAUUUCCAAAAUAUAAAUGAAGUUUAUGACGAGGCGGAACGUCGCUUAAGUCCUGAUUAUAAUUCAUAUGAGAAGGCAUUACAGUGCACAACCCGAACUCAUCGAUGUCUUCAUGCUGCCCACGCCUACACGGGCAUACCAUGUGCCGCAUACAUUCCCAUGAUGAAUCAUCACACCAUGCCGAAAUUUGGAUUUGGCCCAUAUAAAAAGACUGGCGUGGGAAGUUUUUAUUUACCGAAAAUUCUCACUACCGGCACCGGGUGUGGCGGUAAAGUGUCAUUAGAAUUGUCACAUGGAAAGAGUAAACAGCUAAUAUCACUGCCAUCCGAUAAAUUGGAUUCAAAUAAACGAUAUUUUGUAACAUUUACGGUAAAGGAAACGGAGAAGGCAGCCGCGUCGGCGGCAGCGGGUGUUGGGGCCGGAAAUUGUGAAGGCAAAAAUACUGCUGAUGGCUGUAGCGGAGAUGUUGCUGGAAAAUAAUGUAGAUAGUUUCUUGAUUAAAGCGCACUUACUUACACCUACACUCCGACUAAGAAAAGAAGAAGAAGAAGAGCGGCUUUGGGUUGGCCCCUUAAUGGUGUCAUGCGGAUUGUGGUGUGUUGUUGCUUGUAAAUGCCUAAUUGAAGACAAAUUGUGUUAAUUGUAAUCGCCUGACUUCCUUUGUGAAAUACUCUUCCUGUUAUUUUGACUUGUUCUUCUGCAUCUUCGUCGUCGUUGCUGUCGUAGUCUUUGUUCCAGCAAUAAGGAUUUAUAUAACUGCAAACAAGAAUAUUCGUCGUAUUAAGAUAAGCUUUCCGGCAUCGACAUUUCUUUCUGUUCCUUCUCGCUGCCAGUGCUGGCACUACCACCAUCCACCACCACCAACAUCAGCUUGAAUGACAACAAUGGUAUUAUCUUUCAUUUGAUGCGUUCAUAAUGCAUCCGGAUGAUAAAGCUCAGUUUUUCGUUAAAUUAAGUUGCAAGGAGUCGUUGUCGUACAUGCAACGUUGUGCAUGGCUGCAUGACGAACAAAAGCCGAUGGGAGAGAGAGAGAACAUGUUUGUUGGUCGACAACGACCGACUACUGAUGGUGCAUCCCAUUCAUUACCACUUUUGUUUGUUUGCUUGCUUGUUGUUCCAUUUGGCUUUAGGAUUCCAGGCAGCUGCUGUGGUUUUCUCUUCUCGGGAGUUGAAGCUGAAGUUGCUUCUCCUGCUUCGUCUUUAGCCAGUAGUAGCAGCAGUAGCUCCCUUUUGCCAGUAAUCCAUGUUUCUGGCAAAGAUGUCAUUGUUAUUGCUUGUAAAUUCUUUGGCAACAGAUAAGCGCUGUGUUAUUAACGCUUCUUGUACAACAGCGAGACGUAUUCAUGUCAGGCACUCUUGCAUGCUUUCGGUUGAGCACAACGAAGGAAGAGACGCUGGGGUGAGGGUAGACACUGACAAAAAGAAGGAAAUGAAAAUACUUAAAUUCUUUAGCAUUAUUCAAAGAACAACAGAGCGGCAAAUAAACCGAAACGCAAUGGGUGAAAUCAGAUGGCACAGUGAUUGAAGUUGCAUCGAUUCAUCGAGGCAAUAGAAUAUAUAACCCCUAUUCAGCCUAUCUGUAAAAUCUUUUCCAUAGGAAAACUUCUAUUCAUCCUGGCUGAAAAAGGGUUUUCAUAGGCAAAU
Molecule: messenger RNA, 5980 nt
Organism: Musca domestica (house fly)
Lineage: Eukaryota; Metazoa; Arthropoda; Insecta; Diptera; Muscidae
Exons: 7
Coding region: 83-4816 (1577 amino acids)
Biological process (GO): protein localization to ciliary inversin compartment
Cellular component (GO): ciliary inversin compartment
Molecular function (GO): protein binding
Source: RefSeq, a predicted model, not a curated record